UGCUUAGAAUCGCAAACAACUUACUUUUCAAAGGUGUUUUCUCAGUCGCGGGUUUAUUUGUGGACACGCUCAUUCAUUUCCUUUCACUAUUUUAUCGCUGUGGGUUUACAAGUUUACCCAUUCAGCAUAAAGUAACUGCCGACCUUGGGGUAAAAGCAUAAUAGUGCAAACUUUUGCCCUUGCCUAACAAGUGAGGAGGAACUUAUCGACCGAACGAAGGUGUUUGCGUAUAGACGCAGGUCGUAAAGGUGCCUCUCUGUGAUUUUGCUUCAAGGGUCCUACCCGGUGACACGUAUUUUUAUACCUCUCAACGACAUCGACUCAGUUUCGCGAGAUAACUGCUGCCCUUAUCAGCGUGAAGUUCACUUGGGUUAGAGAGGAUGUCACACUGAAGAGAAUUAAAGUAAAGGCAAUUAACAGACAAGGCGGACGACACUUCUAAGUUGUUGCUUGGGUUUCUAUAACUGCGGUUUGGGCAAUGCUAAGUUGGUAAUGAUUUGUGGACGAUUAAGAAUAUACAUCCAUUGUUAGGACAUUGAAUAUCAACGUGAUUUAUAUGUAUCAAGGUUGCUACAGCAGCAAGCAGGUCUUACAAGUUGUGUUGAUUAGAGAAAUAUAACGUACAUCUACCAUGUUUAAACUUGGAAGCAAAAAGAAGGAAGAAAAGGAGCCAGCAGAGUUUUUCAAGGCCUUUUUGGCUCAGGCCAAAGCUGAAUUCAGUGACAAAUGGGAGAAACCUUCACAGAAUACAGCAGGUCUUGAUGAUUUUGAAAGAAUCAAAACACUGGGCACAGGGUCCUUUGGACGUGUUAUGCUAGUCCAACACAAACAGUCAAAGCAGUAUUAUGCUAUGAAAAUAUUGGACAAACAGAAGGUUGUCAAGUUAAAACAAGUGGAACAUACCCUUAAUGAAAAAAGGAUAUUACAAGCCGUUUCUUUUCCAUUUCUUGUCAGUUUAGAAUAUCAUUUCAAGGAUAACUCCAAUUUGUACAUGGUUUUGGAAUUUGUAACUGGCGGGGAAAUGUUUUCACAUCUAAGAAGAAUUGGGAGAUUUAGCGAACCCCAUUCCAGGUUUUAUGCUGCACAAAUUGUGUUGGUCUUGGAAUACUUGCAUCAUUUGGAUAUAAUGUACCGAGAUUUAAAACCCGAGAACUUGCUCAUUGAUUCAACGGGGUACCUAAAGGUAACAGAUUUUGGAUUUGCCAAGAGGGUGAAAGGCAGAACAUGGACCCUUUGUGGAACACCAGAGUAUCUAGCACCAGAAAUUAUUCUAAGCAAGGGCUACAACAAAGCAGUUGACUGGUGGGCCCUAGGAGUUCUAGUCUAUGAAAUGGCAGCAGGUUACCCACCUUUCUUUGCAGACCAACCUAUCCAAAUCUAUGAGAAAAUUGUGUCAGGCAAGGUGAGGUUCCCAUCCCACUUCAGUUCAGAUUUGAAAGAUCUACUGCGGAAUUUACUUCAAGUUGACUUGACCAAGCGCUAUGGAAAUCUGAAGAAUGGUGUAAAUGAUAUCAAGAACCACAAAUGGUUUGCCACAACAGACUGGAUUGCCAUUUAUCAAAAGAAGGAAAAAGUUCCUUAUAAACCUGAAAGAGUAAAUUUGGAAGGUCCAAAGGAGCUUGUGGCAAAGAAUUUUGAUGAUUAUGAGGAAGACCGUAAACUUUUCAAGAUAGCAGUCGAAGAAAAUUAUCCUGAAGUGUUUGAGGAUUUCUAGAAAGGUUGAAGCACCUUUCAUUCCCAAGUGCAAAGGUCCAGGGGAUGCUAGUAAUUUUGAUGAUUAUGAGGAGGAACCACUUAGGAUUUCU
This is a messenger RNA of Lingula anatina, 1805 nucleotides long. Its product is annotated as cAMP-dependent protein kinase catalytic subunit 1. Gene Ontology annotation, cellular component: cytosol; cAMP-dependent protein kinase complex; nucleus. Gene Ontology annotation, molecular function: ATP binding; cAMP-dependent protein kinase activity. Lineage: Eukaryota; Metazoa; Brachiopoda; Lingulata; Lingulida; Lingulidae. Gene Ontology annotation, biological process: protein phosphorylation. The record is from RefSeq and is a predicted model, not a curated record.